UCGACACAGCUGAUUGUUCUCUCUGCUCAUCUAUCCAUUUCUUUCAUUAUUUUUUGUUUUUUCUUUCUUCGUUAACACCUUUCUCCAGUUCCAUUCAUCUGCAUUCUGUUUUCAUGCUUCCACCCAUAACAACUCUUAUGAUUUUGAAUCUGACUCGAUUCUUUCUACUUUGAGUCCAUUCAACCGUAUAUCCGUCUCUCCACGUGGGUUGAAAAUUAUGGUGGUAUAUUAUCCUGUACUGCCGCUGUCAUGUCCGCCGACAUGUCUGCUCCUUCGGUAAAGAAGAAGAAGUCGUUUGCACGGAGCUCCAAACCAAGCACCAGGAUGUGUAUUCGGGAACAAAGGGACAUCAUAACCAUGUCAUCUCCAGAGAUGUGCUGGCCGGUGCCAAUGCGAGCCAUUGGGGCUCAGAACCUCCUCACCAUGCCAGGAGGGGUAGCCACUGCAGGAUACCUCCACAAGAAGGGAGGCAGCCAAUUCAGCCUAAUGAAAUGGCCACUGAGGUACAUCAUCAUCCACAAGGGCUGCGUGUACUACUUUAAGAGCAGUACCUCUGCUGCACCACAGGGGGCGUUUUCUCUCAAUGGCUACAACAGAGUGAUGAGAGCAGCAGAGGAGACAACAUCGAGCAAUGUUUUUCCUUUCAAGAUCGUCCACUUCAGUAAGAAACACAGGACGUGGUUCUUCUCAGCAGCCAGUGAGGAUGAGAGGAGGAAAUGGAUGCGAUACCUUCGGAAAGAAAUAGACCACUAUAACGACAGGAAAGAGUCCCACCUACCAAGUGACUCAGAUUCAGAUGCAGACAGUUUCUAUGGCACAAUCGAGAGGCCGAUGGAUGUGAAACAUCUUGUUGAUACCACCGAAAUUAAUUACAGUGAUGACGAUGAUGAUGACGAUGAGGAGGACUAUCUGAAGCCAGACAGUGAAUGUUCGCCAACAUCUUCAGGUCGACCCACAGGUCCACCGCCCUCUUACCCUCCUCCACCUGUGCCAGUGACAUUCCCCCACCAUCAAGACUCCAGUCCAGGCCAAAAAAGCCUCCACCCUCCCAUCCCAUUACAACCGAAAGCCCCUACCUCUCCGCUCCACAGGAAACCUUCACCUUGUCCACCCUCUCCGUGCAUAAAGAAGGAGUCUACCAAAGGCCCACCCCCACCUUUACCUUUUGCCCCUCACUUACAGAAUCCUUUUCCUUCCACACCUCCACCUAUUCCUCCCAAUGCAAAGAAACCAGGCAGGUCAACCUCCGUGGGAGUAACAGCAAAUGACAAAAGAGACUGGAGGCCUACGCCGUCUGUUUCAGUCCAGUCACCAGCUACUUUGCCCAUCUGUGAAAAACUAGACAGGCUAAUCCUAAAUGGCCCCUGUCCCCCUCACUCUGGCGGGAGCCAGUCACUAGAAAACAGCUACCGCCGUAAUAAGCCGAACAUGCCGGUUCCACCAUGCCCAAACACAAAUGUAUCUCUCAAUCUAAUGUCCUCCAGUCACCCUUCACACUCCCCGCUACCUAAACCUGGACUACUCAAUAAGCCAUCUAUACCCAAACCUCCUUUACCUUUAGUAGGAGUCAAGCCAUCAACGGCUCCACCCAGGCCCAAGUCGCCAGGAACACCGUUUCAAAGAACAUCUCCAGAGGGCCAGAGCUUCCGUUCCAUCAACGACGAAACUGCAGAUUUCAGGAGGAAACGAGACUCGACCGCGUACGACUCUGACGAAGACUAUGAGAAUGUCCAGCUGCCAGACUCUGUGUUCAUUGAUUCGAAUGAAACCAGCUUCGUAGAAAAGUUAUUCAAAGAGAGUCCAACUCCUCCACAAGAUGGACUGUACGCCAUCAGAAAAUCAGGAACCAAAACAACAAAGGUGCUGGUGGUGUGGGACAUCAGUAUAGGCAAAGCCAGAAACUACAGACUGUUUGAAGAGGGUGACUGUAUAUUUCUGGAAGCUGAUUUGACCUUCCCCAAUCUGUCUACACUGAUCGAACACUACCACUACCGACCUCUUCCUCACCACGGCUCACUGUGUCUCCAGAAGCCCUACACAAAGACGUGAGCACUUUCACAGGCGGCUUACUGAACUGUAACUGAAACCAGAGGACACCAAAGCAGCUGAAAUCAGUGCAGAAGACUGUGCACUGGACUGCACCUUAAACAUGGAGAAAACUAUACAAACUAGACUCUCACCUUGACAAAUCUACACUCAGUGAGAUAUUUACAUCAUGGAAAACUUUCUAAAAAAAAAUCUACCAAACUCUCUAAGGGAUCAAGCAUCUGUAAAAGGAAAUUAGAAAUCUGCUGCAAAUUCCUGAUGUUUCAUGUAAAGUGAGCAAUGGUUGUGAUGUGUUUUGGCCACAAAGGGGCGCUGUGACACCAAAUGCUAGCAUUAAAAAACAUUGAUGUUUCUGCGUUGGCCUAGCAAUGGUCUAACAAACUGCCUAGAUUGUCCUCUCCCUCAUGCCCUGUGACAGCUGGGAUAGGCUCCAGCACUCCAGCGCAUAGAUAAAGGGAAAUGGAUGGAUGGUUUACAAGUUUUGAAAAAG
Molecule: messenger RNA, 2536 nt
Organism: Maylandia zebra (zebra mbuna)
Lineage: Eukaryota; Metazoa; Chordata; Actinopteri; Cichliformes; Cichlidae
Gene: sh3bp2
Product: SH3-domain binding protein 2
Biological process (GO): signal transduction
Molecular function (GO): SH3 domain binding
Source: RefSeq, a predicted model, not a curated record